AUGGCGACGGCGCCGCCUACCGACGGCGAAGUGGAUGAGGGCUUGAGCCUCCAUACGGACGCCUUCGUGGAGAUCCUGAUGCGCCUGCCGCCGAGCUGCCGGCGCUGGGCCCGGCUCGUAUGCCGGCACUGGCGCGACAUCAUCGACCAGCGGACGCCGCGGAGCCCGCCGCCCAAGGUGCUCGCCUUCUUCACGAGCACCAGGUCAGCUUCAGCGUACGUCGUCAACGACCUCGAGCACGGGUGGGGCAGAGAGGUGUGGGGGGUCACCGCCGGCACCGCCACGGGGAGGUGGAUCGACGUGACGGCGGUCGGCACGUGCAACGGCCUGCUGUGCCUGUGCGACAACAGGAAGCCCGGCGGGAGGGUCGCGUUGCUGAACCCGGCCACCGGCGAGACGCUGCGCGUCCCGCCGCUCCCCGUCUCGUACCGCGGGCUGCACGGCUACGGCAGCGGGAAGAGGUACACCUUCGGGUUCCACCCGGCGACGGGGGCGUACAAGAUCCUUCACCUCCCGUGCCGCGGCGACGCGACCGCGGGCUUCAACGUGCUGCAGGCGUUCACGCUGGGGGCCGCGGCGUGGCGCGACGUCGCCGUCCCCGGCGCGAGCUGCUGCCUCGGCGCCGGCCUCGUCAGGGUCGGCGGCGCGGCGCACUGGGUCACCAAGGGGAUGGAGAGGGUCGUGUCGUUCGACCUCGGGGACGAGCGCGUCGCGUUCGACGCGGCGCUGCCGGUGGCGGCCGGGCCGGGCAGCCACUGCCGGCUGGUGGAGUUCCACGGGAGGCUGGGCCUCGCCGUCAGCGCCGACAGGAUGACGCCGGCGAAGACCGAGGUCUGGGUCCUCGGGGAACGGGCCGGUGGCCGGCAGGGGUGGAGUCGCCGGUACAGCGUGCGGGUGCAGGGGGUGGAGCAGCGGCUCGCGGCGCCGCACUUCGCGCACGGCGGCGAGUAUGUCCUCACCGUGCAGUCCAAGGAGUGGGGGCGGAAGCACGUCUACGCGCACAGGUUGCGCGGCGCGGGGAGGAGGUUGCCGCGCGGCGAGGUGCGCUCCGUGCGGAUCGAGGAGCCAGGAAUGGCGGUGGCCUACCGCGAGGACGGCUACUACCUUGAGACGUUCGCCUACGUCGAGACCACGGAGCCGUUGAGUGUUUACAAGAUUGAUCAAAGGGCGAAGGGGGUCCAUCGACAAAAUAAAUCGUGUCCUUGA
Molecule: messenger RNA, 1206 nt
Organism: Setaria italica (foxtail millet)
Lineage: Eukaryota; Viridiplantae; Streptophyta; Magnoliopsida; Poales; Poaceae
Product: F-box protein At3g07870
Exons: 1
Coding region: 1-1206 (401 amino acids)
Molecular function (GO): protein binding
Source: RefSeq, a predicted model, not a curated record